Glossina fuscipes is the source of this 836-nucleotide messenger RNA. RefSeq names its product probable deoxycytidylate deaminase. The transcript has 2 exons. The coding region runs from base 221 to 796 and encodes 191 amino acids. Gene Ontology annotation, cellular component: cytoplasm. Lineage: Eukaryota; Metazoa; Arthropoda; Insecta; Diptera; Glossinidae. Gene Ontology annotation, molecular function: zinc ion binding; dCMP deaminase activity. Gene Ontology annotation, biological process: dUMP biosynthetic process; dTMP biosynthetic process. The record is from RefSeq and is a predicted model, not a curated record.
GUGUGUGCACUUUCGUUUUAUAUUUAUGUCAAUACACAUGUUUUAAAUUAAAAAUAUUAAAUGUAAUAACUGAAAGUAAAUAUUAAAGUGUUUGUAGCUGCAUAUAUUUUUAAUUGGGAGACUGCCGCUUGUAAACGGUGAAAAUUAUCAGUGUGUCGGCAUAGGAAUAUUUAGAUUAAAGAAUUUCUAGACAAUUAUUUUUGCCCAACGUUUUUGGAAAAUGGCGGAUGCGAGGAAAACGAAUUUCAAAGCCUUAAAAAAUUGUAAACGUGUUGAUUAUUUACAAUUAGAUGACUAUUUCAUGGCUGUCGCUAUAGUAACAGCACAACGCAGUAAGGAUCCCUCUACUCAAGUGGGUGCAGUUAUAGUCAAUGAGGAAAAUCGCAGUGUCGGCGUUGGAUAUAAUGGUUUCCCGCAGAAUUGUAGUGAUGAUAUAUUUCCUUGGCAUAAGAUAACCGAUGUGGAAAGUGAUGAUCCUCUACAAGAUAAAAGGCUUUUUGUAGUGCAUGCCGAAGCAAAUGCUAUUUUAAAUAGUAACUGUAAAAGUUUGAAAAAUACUCGCAUGUAUACAACGUUAUUUCCAUGCAAUGAAUGCACCAAACUGAUACUUCAAACGGGAAUUUCACAGGUGUAUUAUAUUUCUGAUAAAUACGCUGAGAAACCUGAAUUUCAAGCUUCCAAAAUUAUGCUCGAUGCUGGCGGUAUAGUAUAUAAAAAAUACGAACCAAUAAUGAAUGAAUUUACCAUAAAUAUUGACCAAACUCAAAUGAAUUGGAAAAAGAAUUCCUGUAUGUAAAUGUAUAGAUGUAUGUUAAUAUCCUAAAUGUAAAGUAUAU